Trichomonas vaginalis G3 is the source of this 519-nucleotide messenger RNA. Its product is annotated as phage tail repeat-like family. The transcript has a single exon. The record is from RefSeq and is a predicted model, not a curated record. NCBI's taxonomy places the organism in Eukaryota, Parabasalia, Trichomonadida, Trichomonadidae. The coding region runs from base 1 to 519 and encodes 172 amino acids.
AUGACAAGACCAGUUUUAAAUACUCACCCAGUUUCAAUAUUAUAUAAUAAAUUCAAUAUUCAUAAUGGAUUAAAUACAAUUCUUGAGAUGAUUUACCCCAUUGGUUCAAUAUAUACAUCAAUGAAUUCAACAAAUCCAGCAACAGUUCUGGGUUUCGGUACGUGGAAGCAGAUUGUAGAUAAAUUCCUCUAUUGUGCGAACUCUUCAAAGCAAACAGGAGGUUCGAAGAAAAUUAAAGAAGCAAACUUACCCCCGCACACUCAUACAGGAACUACAAACACAACAGGUAAUCAUUCACAUUCAAUAACAAAAAGAGGUUAUAGAAAUCUUGCAGCAGGUUCGGAUAGACAGGGAAUGGAUAGAUAUGAUAUUUCAAGCGACCCAGUAGAUUCAAGCGCAGGUAUUUUCUGUGGAACCACAGGAAAUCAUUCACACACUUUCACAACAAAUCCAACAGGCUCGGGUAAAGAUUACAUGCCACCAUUUGUGACUGUAUUCGCAUGGUACCGUGUUUAUUGA